This is a messenger RNA of Mauremys mutica (yellowpond turtle), 2724 nucleotides long. It is a transcript of the gene RASSF1, whose product is annotated as Ras association domain family member 1. Gene Ontology annotation, biological process: Ras protein signal transduction. Gene Ontology annotation, cellular component: microtubule cytoskeleton; nucleus. Lineage: Eukaryota; Metazoa; Chordata; Testudines; Geoemydidae. The transcript is spliced from 6 exons. The record is from RefSeq and is a predicted model, not a curated record. Bases 223 to 1335 code for a protein of 370 amino acids.
GAGCUGGCAGGACCUUCGCUUUGAUCCCCGCCAGUGUCUGCGCGGAGUUUGCGCCUCGUUCAAACCCAGGGGGCGGGGAGGAAAGAGCCGGGCGGGCUGAAAAGAGGAGCGAGGCAGACGGAGCGAGGAAGGGAGGGCCCGAGGCCAGGCUUCGCGCUGAGGCUUCUCCCACCCCAGUGCCAUCGCCGGAGGGGCUCUGCCCUGGCCCCCCCCGCCGGGGCCAUGGCCGCGGCCCAGGAGAUGAUCGAGCUGAAGAACCUAGAGCUGGAGAAGCGGAUCGACCUGACCCGCGAGCCCCGGGGCACCCCGGAGCGCCCCGUGCGCCUGGAGCGCACCAACGCCCUGCGCAUCACGCCCGGCAAAGUGCCCGAGCUCCUGAGCCGCGUGCGGCAGAUCCGCCUGCUGGGCGGGCAGAGCGACCCCCGGCUGACGGGCCAGCUGGGCGAGGGCCACGCCUUCCGGCCCUGCACCCGCGGCCAGCAGACCUGGUGCGACCUGUGCGGAGAUUUCGUCUGGGGGGGGCCUCGGAAGAGCCUACAGUGCGCCCACUGCAAGUUCACCUGCCACUAUCGGUGCCGUGCCCUGAUCAGGCUGGACUGCAGCGGCCCCCGGUACCAGGACAGUGACCCGGCUGAGGCCAAUGAACAGACUGUGGAGAAAGACACCAACGUGGAUGAGCAGAUUGACUGGGAGAAGCCGGUUCUGACCCAAGCCGAGAUCGAGCAGAAGAUAAAGGAAUACAACAGCCAGAUCAACAGCAACCUCUUUAUGAGCUUGAACAAAGAUGGCUCCUACACUGGCUUCAUCAAGGUGCAGCUGAAGCUGAUUCGGCCGGUCUCAGUGCCAGCCAGCAAGAAGGCGCCCUCCAUUCAGGACGUCAAUAAGGUGCCGCGCUCCCAGGUGGUGACGCGCCGCACGUCCUUCUACCUGCCCAAGGACACGGUCAAGCACCUGCACAUCAUCUCCCGCACCCGCGCCAGCGAGGUCAUCGAGGCCCUGCUCAAGAAGUUUAUGGUGGUCGACAACCCCCGCAAGUUCGCUCUCUUCGAGCGAGCUGAGAAGGAUGACCAAGUGUACCUGCGGAAGCUCUCAGAUGAGGAGCAGCCUCUGCAUCUCCGGCUGCUGGCUGGCCCCAACGAGAAGGUCCUCAGCUUCGUUCUGAAGGAGAAUGAGACCGGAGAGGUCAAUUGGGACGCCUUCAGCAUGCCCGAGCUGCACAACUUCCUGCGCAUCCUGCAGCGCGAGGAGGAGGAGCACGUCCGGCAGAUCCUGCACAAGUAUGCCCGCUGCCGCCAGAAGAUGCAGGAGGCACUGACUACCCGCACCCCGGGCUGAGCCACCCCGUCCCGGACCUGACACUCCAACCGACACCAGGUGGCUAGGAGAAGAGGAGGCGAGGCGAGGCGGAUAUGGACGGAUCUGCUCCAGGACUAUGCUUGUGGGUCGGGAGCUCCCCUGCGUGGGUGCAGGGAGGUGGGGGGGAGUGUGGGAGGGGGUGGUGGAGGAAUGGGCCGUGGGUGUCUCCCCCGCGGGGGCCCCCGGUGCUGUGUGAGGCACAAGUGUGAGCGAUCGAGGGGCUGUGUGCAUGGGAACAUUUCCCUAGGGGGGUGGGGUGAACUGCCCACCCCCAUCAUGUGUGCAUAUAUGUGAGGCUGCUGGGUCACUGCUGGGAUGGCCGCUUCUGGCUGCGCCUUGGGGAGAGGUGGGUGGUAGAGCUGGUCUGGGUUCAUCCUCCUGCCAGGGCCUCUGGCUCCAUUGGGCCUAGCCGUGUCCGGGGAUAGAUGGAGGCUCAAUGUGGACCUUAAUGGCAGCCCCUGAACCCUGUUCCCCAUUCCUGGGGGGUAGCAAUGGACUCAGAGAGUGGGAGGGCCCUGGAUCCGCUCAGCCCUGCCCUGUGGCUCAUUAAGCAGGACAACCAAGACUGCCUGAUGUAGCCAGACCCUAGUUCCCUGGACAGGUGCAGCUCAGGGUGCUGAGCUGGCAGGCCUGAGGACUCUCUUGAUCCAGCUGCGCUCGGGGCUGUCUGUGGGGCAAGCCCAGGGGAAUUGCUUCAGGGACCAAUGCAGCCCUCAAAACCCUGCAUCGGUCUUUCCAGGAUCCCCAUUACCAAAGAUGGCCUCGGUAGAGGGCAGCAUCCAAAGGAAGGCCAGGAGAAGGAGCUCAGGGGACCACAUGGGGCAACCCCAUCCCCAAGUGUUGCCUCAAUGGAGCUGGUGCCAGGGAUGGGUCUGCCCCCAUGGGUAUCCUGGAGAAGAGGACCUGGGCGCUGUUGCAUGGCAAGAUCCAUCAUGUGAAUGGAGGGAUGGCACCCAGCAAGCUCAGUGCAUCCUGGCGGGAGCAUGGGCCAAUAGCAAUGGCAAGUAGCUAGCAUUGGAGUGAGAGGGGUGGUAGCCCUAGCCUUGGACAGGCCUAACCCUUCCCUGGAGGAGCAGCAGACCCCCGGUGCUGAGGGAGCUGGGGCACUGGUGCAGGACUGCUAGGCUGGAGUGAAGCAACCGAGCCACUCCCCAUGAGCGUGUGGGACCUGAGGCCAUGCAAAUGCAUCCAAGAGACCGCCUGCUUUGCAGGGGGGCCUCACUUGGAGAUUUGAGUUUUUCAGUGAAUGUUUUUGAACCUGACUCUGUCGAAUGUCCCGAGCUUCGAGGGGGGGCCGCGCUCCCUGGAGGCUCGGCCUGUGCGUGGUGCUGGCUCUGUGUGGAUCAAUAAAUGAUUCGGGGCAAGGCU